Messenger RNA from Spirometra erinaceieuropaei, 1071 nucleotides. The record is from the annotation of a GenBank genome assembly. NCBI's taxonomy places the organism in Eukaryota, Metazoa, Platyhelminthes, Cestoda, Diphyllobothriidea, Diphyllobothriidae.
AUGCGAAACUCUCCGUAUCAUGCGAUAGCAAAGUGGCUAGCAGAGAAACUCAAGCCUGUACAGCGUCAGCUAGCAACACGCAGCUACAGAGAUACCUUUGAAUUCAUUGACGACAUCAAAGACCUUAACGUCAACGGCAUGGUGAUGUUCUCGCUAGACGUCUCAUCACUUUUUACAAACAUUCCGGUCACCGAGACAGUUGGCUACCUCUGUGAUUUUCUAUCUGCCAGCCAGCAGGAAAUAGGGAUUCCGACGAAUACACUCAAGGAACUAUUACUAAGAUGCACAUUAAAUGUGCAGUUCCUGUUGGACAACCAACUCUAUAGACAAGUAGACGGCGUUGCUAUGGGCUCACCCCUUGGACCUCUCCUAGCAGGUGUCUUCAUGGGAAAAUUGGAGAGAUUCCAACUAAGCGAACAGAUCGAUAAGCUUAAACAUUACGGUCGCUAUGUUGACGAUAUCUUUGCCAUUGCCACUGCAGAAACCGAUGUGGCAACCCUCUUAGAUGCGGCAAAUCAGGCACAUCCGCCGAUCAAAUUCACGCUGGAGAUGGAAACGGCCGGUUCGCUCCCUUUCUUAGAUGUUCUUCUAAGCAGGAGACCUGACGGGAGUGUCCGAAGAAGCGUCUAUCGGAAGAAAACCUGGUCUGGACAAUACACGAACUUCGCCAGUUUCGUACCCCUCCAACAAAAACGAAAUCUCGUCCGAUGUUUGGCACAAAAGGCUAGAAAAAUUUGCUCAACAGAUAGCAUCGAGGAGGAGCUCAGAAAAAUCCAGAACUUCCUUCGCGAAAACGGAUAUCCUGAAAGGUUUAUUGAAAAGAAUAUUGCUGAACGACCGAUCAAACCCGCCACACCGACCGCCGAAAAGAAGACUUUGUUCCUCAAGGUCCCUUUUCAAGGGGACGCCGCGAGUGAACUCCUAAAGAGACGCCUUGAUCAAGCUGUCUCGCGAACCUUCCCAGCAGCAAGGGUUCAAAUAGCAUUCUCCACUAACCCGAUUUUACGUGGAGAAGGGAAGGAUAAGUUGCCUGGGUUUUCUGGCACCUACAGGAAAGACGCAUACUUCUGA